Messenger RNA from Gasterosteus aculeatus aculeatus (three-spined stickleback), 2210 nucleotides. RefSeq names its product trafficking protein particle complex subunit 5 (gene trappc5). Lineage: Eukaryota; Metazoa; Chordata; Actinopteri; Perciformes; Gasterosteidae. Gene Ontology annotation, biological process: endoplasmic reticulum to Golgi vesicle-mediated transport. Gene Ontology annotation, cellular component: TRAPPII protein complex; TRAPPIII protein complex; TRAPPI protein complex. The record is from RefSeq and is a predicted model, not a curated record.
CGAUGGUCGCCGCGGGGAGGCUCGGACCGCUCCCACGGGGACCAACUUGUCCCUGCGAGCCGAGCCUCAGCUCGGAGCGUGGACCCCUCGAAGAUGCAGGACGGCGGACUCCAUGUUAUUCGGCUCUCGGGCACGCUGCUGACGCUCCCGUACACUGCGCGGCGCAGUGCAAUGUGAAUCUGCUCCAUUAAGAAACCAACGAAGAAGAAGAAGAGGAAGAAAGACACUGUACAGUCGUUCGUCUGUUCGGCAACACGAUCCCGACCUGCUCAGUGGACCACCGUCAAACCACCAACAGAAAAUGGACACGCGGUUCACUCGAGGCAAAUCCAACAUCUUGGAGCGACCCCUAACCCGACCCAAGACCGAGGUGAGCGUGAGCGCGUUCGCCCUCCUGUACUCCGAGAUGGUGCAGUACUGUCAGAGCCGCGUGUACUCCGUGUCGGAGCUGCAGACGCGUCUGGCCGACAUGGGCCAGAGCGUCGGCGCCAGCCUGCUGGACGUGCUGGUGCUGAGGGAGAAGAACGGCAAGAGGGAGACCAAAGUGCUGAACAUGCUGCUCUUUAUCAAGGUCAAUGUCUGGAAGUCUUUGUUUGGGAAGGAGGCUGACAAACUGGAGCAAGCCAAUGAUGACGACAAGACUUAUUACAUCAUAGAGAAGGAGCCCCUCAUCAAUGCGUACAUUUCCGUGCCCAAGGAGAACAGCAGCUUGAACUGCGCUGCCUUCACGGCGGGCAUCGUGGAGGCCGUCCUCACGCACAGCGGCUUCCCCGCCAAGGUCACCGCCCACUGGCACAAGGGCACCACGCUGAUGAUCAAGUUUAACGACUCCGUCAUAGCCAGGGACAAGGCCCUGGAUGGCAGAUAAGGGAGACUGGAGAAAGCCGUGGGAGGGGUGGGGGGGGUCAUGUUGAUCGAUAUCAACCAGCUCCGGGCUAGUAUUUGUUCCGGGCUGGAUUUCUUUGCGGGCACUUCUCAGACAGGAGGGACCUUAUGGAUGGAUGAGCGCACCGUGCGGAGCCGCGGCUCAAGAGGAAAACAUAAAGCUAGUUGGUUCAAUCCGCCACGUUUUUCUUUUUUUGUUGACCAUCUCGCCCCUGUCUCACCUCAUGAAAGUGAUUUGAGUUACAGUGUAUACUCAAGAUCACAUUUUAUUUGUAGAUUACAUUUUUACAACACAGAUGAUUAAUAUAAAUAUACAUAUAAAUUAAACAAAAUUAAAUAAUUGGGCUCUCCGACAUUGUGGUGGCCCUUUCACAAUUUAAGAAUAGUCGAAUGAAUACCCUGAAACGAAUAAAUACCCAACAGAUUAUUUGAUAAUAUGAGAGUAGUUUUACUUACUUCAGAGGAUGGAGGUGAACCAACUAAAUGGACGCCAAAUAAUUAGAGCGUCCCCAGUUUAUAAAAUGGUAAAACGUUAAAUGCUACAAAAUAUUUCAUCCAACAGACAGAAGUCCAGACUUGAGAUUGUUUUAACAAGUUGUUUUUUGCAUUCCAGUUUAACAGAUGUGUUUCGUCUCUGUGAAGUAUAUUUACAAUUGGCAGUAGUUCGCGUUAACGAUACUGAGAUCACAUGUUCAGGUGAGUCACGUGUGUGUGUGACUACGGGGUUAUUAUUAUUAUUCUUAAACUAAGUACAAACCUUGCACAUGGUGUUUUAUGAGCCGGCCACAAUAUCUUUAGACUUGACAAAUUGGAAUACGUCUAAGUCAUCUAAAUAAGUGAAUUGUUUUGGGAUUACUUUAUUCUUGGCACCAUGACAACGACAUUGACCGUUUUGAUCUGCAGGUUGGGAAACUAUUACCAGUCAACUCCAUAAAUAAAAUGUGAAUAACUCAAACUAAUCCAUGAGAGAACUCUGUGGUUUCUGGGGGGGGGGAUAUGUCAGCAAGGGGCUAAAAUGCAUCAUCCAGUAACCGCAAUGUUGGAUUUGCAGCUGAAGGAUUCUCUGCUGCACGACGUCCCCUUUGUCUCCUCACACUUCCCGUCUGUCUCUGUACUGUCCUAGAAAAAAAGGACAUUUGAAAUUUUGGUGGCAGAAUUAUGCAUGACCCCAAAAUGUGUGCAAGUUAGAUGAGAAGAUUGAUACCACUGUUCCAAGUGUGCAUGGUAUCGAUGUCUUGGUCUCACUUUUUGCAACAAAGAAAAUAAGCGUUUCCCAAAACGUCAAUGGCACCGUGUGAUGGUGAAUAAAAUGUUAAAACAGAAAA